AUAUCGCAGUGCGCAUAUGUAAGAAGGAGGUGGUGAUUUGGGACACGGCCCACGUUCAGACUCGCCCUGCCUCCCUGAGCUCUCCAAGAAACCCGGAGAAAUCCUCAGCCUGGACCUCCUACACCACACACCGAGCUCACUGAGCCCUGAGCUUGUCCCGCACACACGCCUAGUUUCGCCCGGUCGCCAUACGAGCCCAGGAAUGCCAUGGCCACUCAGCCCAACCAGGACUACUUCCGCUCGGUCAGCAGCGAGUCCACUACCUACAUGAUGGUGCCGGCGAGCGGCCGCAGAGAGUCUCCGUCCAAGCUGUGGCUCGCCAUGGUGGUGAUUGUGGUGGUGGUGCUGCAGAUCGCCUCCACCACCGGACUCUUCCUCUACUUAAACAUGUCCCUGUCCCAGGUGAAGAACCAAGGAGUAACAGAAGAGCUGCGAUGUCUGGGAUUGCUAAACGCCCUGGAUAAAAACCAGGAUAUUCCUGAGGACCUGGCCAAGCUCUUAGGAGAAUCCUGCAUCAAGCUGGCUGAAGGCAUCAAGGCGUACAUCUCUAAGGUAACAGAGAACAUCAUCUCCAGACAGACAUUCCAAGAAGCCAGAACCCUACCACAUAGUUACAACACUACAGGGGCGAAGUUUGUGACACAGAGACCUUCAGCCCACCUUACACUCAGCAGCCUACAAGGUACCACCCCUCAGUAUCCGAGUCCGCAGGCGGACCUGCACCAGUCGUGUCGCCACCCCGUGCGCUCCUGGGGCAACCAGAGCUUUGGCGCCCACCUGCACAACAUGACACUGGCCAACGGGCGUCUCCGUGUGCCUCAGGACGGCCGCUACUACCUGUACGCGCAGGUCUACUUCCGCUACCCGUCUCCCAGCGAGGGCGAGCAGAAGGGCACCAGCCAUCAGCUGGUUCAGUGCAUUUACAAGAAAACAUCAUACCUGAGGCCCAUCCAGCUGUUGAAGGGUGUAGGCACCAAGUGCUGGGCUCCUGACGCUGAAUAUGCCCUGCACUCCGUCUACCAGGGAGGUCUGUUCGAGCUACGUGCCGGCGACGAGGUCUUCGUGUCCGUCUCCUCCCCCUCGAUGGUGCACGCCGAGGACUCCUCCAGCUACUUCGGAGCUUUCCGACUGGACCUGUGAGGACACAUCAGAGACACUGCGCCGAGGUUACAUUACCCAAGAGGCAUUGGGAGGAUUUGGUUGUCUCUCGCGUGGUCCCAGGAGACAGAAUAGACAUUGCAUUGUUUUCAUUUUCUUUUAAUAGAUUGACAUUUUUUUAUAUAUAUGUGAAGGAAGAGGUUCAGACGAUUGGACCCCCUUUUAUAAGGCGGAAGAAUGUAUGUAUAUUUUUAAAAGCACAUCUAAGAUGUGGAUCUUGGAAACAGUAGCAAAAAAAAAAAAAGGAUAGGAUUGCCAGAACUUUGGGAGGCUUCAUCUGUGCCAAUCGUAUGGAUGUCUGAUGUACGAGGAGAAAACGGGCUUUCGCCUCAGGCCACUGGGCAUCGGAAUUUAAUGCAUUUUUCAAAUCUAUUGAGAUGCAAAAAGAGGAGAGGCUUAUGCUGUGCAGAUGCAGGAAUACUCUGUGGACAGUCAAACCAGUGGAGCAGCAUUCAGUCACAGAUAGAGACUUAAAAACAGACUUCUCUAAAUGGAUGCUCUCUCUCUCUCUCUCUCUCUCUCUCUCUCUCUCUCUCUCUGUCUCUCUCUCACACACACACACACACACCCAAACACAAUGCAGAAUGCACUUAUUUAACGCCAGAGAUGUGGGCACAUGAGAUGAGAUUCGUUGAUCUUUCAUUUAGUAUUCAGACUCAAUAAAUCAAAGUCACUGACUUGUUUACUUUCGAUUACACAUAAAUCAUACUCUCCCACUUAAGUCACGCUUUCUAAAAACAGCCCCGCCUCACUCAGCCAAACACAAACACACCCUCGUUCAACAUGAACGCAGCCCACUCAGCUUGGACAUCUGCAAUUUAAAAAAAAAGUGUAUGAAAGUUAAACAAACAGUGUUCUGUACAGUUUAAAUGUCACACCCGUGGCCUUUUAAUGCUUUGUUUUCUUCAAAGCAGAGCAUUCACAGGAUCACAAACAUUUUCAGUGGAAUGACAUGUAUGUAACCUUUCCUUCUUUCUUUCUUUCUUUCUUUCUCUUUCUUUCUCUUCUCGGCUGUGUGGCUGUGUGUAAAUACAAAUAUACCUUACAUGGUGGCUAUUUAAAUUUUCAGCACGCCUCAUACAGUGUAUUGGGAGUAAAUAACGCAGGAGAUGUGAUCUCACUUCCGACCUACUGAGGUUCUGAACAGGCAGAAGACUGAGAAAUCCACAGGACAACGUCUCUGCCAAUACACAAUCAUUUGAUGGACAACAGAGUACGCGUGAGGCAAUAAUGUGUCAUUUAAAUGGCUGAAUUCUUGAUAAAGGGCCAAGUUGGACUUCAAUGUAAUUCUUUUUCUUCCUGACUGGACUCCAGCCUGACGUUUCCCUGAUAAUGCCACUAUUCUCAAGGCCUUAAAACCAACCGCUUCCAACACACAAUACACACAGGAGUGAAAUGCACAGCCCAAGCACUUUCUGUUUUCUUUCCCAAGGACUUUUCUGUGAGCCACAAUAGACGUUAUAAAUCAUCAUCUCCAUCUGGGACGACAUUUUGGAAGGAGUAAAUGCAUCAAGGAGAUGUAUUGUGCAACAGGAAUAAUCGAUUGGAGCGAGCGCGAAUGCGCAUUAUCAGUCAUCGUAGAGGCAAAUGCCGAAGUGCCUUUCAGUGCUGCAUUGAUUUGAAUGUGUUAGCGUGCAAGUCUGUUGGACUUGGUCUGCACAAGCAGUAUAACAGAGGUUAUGGAAGGGUGCUAAAAGUGGUUUGGCAGCAUGUUACUAGCUUGAGCCUCAAACAUUUAGCCUAGGAUUUACAACCGGCUUCCAAAAUCUCAGUUAUCUUCAGCACAGCACACUCGGGUCCAUGGCUCAUCAAGUCAGAAUCGAGGAACUAGCACUGGCAAGGCUAAUUGGUGAGCACAUAAAAACACAACACAAAAGUACAGCUGAAAACUGGCAUGCAUGUCUGUUCCACGCUUGGGGGAAAAUAAAAUAAAUAGUUCUCCAUACCAGCAGAUGGCAAUAGUCCGUCUUCAUGAUUACACUGUUCAGUUAGUUUCCCCAUCUCAUACUACUGCAGUCAAUACUUUGUCAUGAUCAUACUCUGUCUACUGAGUAGGUAUCCUGACUUCCUACAUUAGCAUAUGAUUUAUAGUUGUGCUUUAAUAUUUGUGACUCUUUGCUACAAUAACAGGAGAUACAUCAAAACCUAGUAGUAGUCAGGACAAACACAAAUGGAAUAUGUAGAGCAGAAAAAUCCAAAGAAUGAGAAAGGACGCCAAGUAAGAAAAACCAGCAUUUCUUCCUCCAGGCAGCAGAUACUUAUCCUGUGAAUUUGUUUGGUGUUGUGGCCAAUAAAAAAAAAGUGCAGGGUGUUGUUUAUUAUUUAUGCUUUCACGUGGAGACGUUUCUUCAAUCGAUAUAUGCCAAAAGUUUGUGGACACCCGACCAUCACAUUCAUGCGUUUUUACGAGGAAAUUUAGUACAAUGUCGUACGUUUCAGCUGUAUGUUUUCCCUUCACUGGAACCGGGAGACUCGAACCUGUUCUAACAUGACCGUGUCCCUGUUCAGAAUGUGAGCUUCUAACCUUAACCCUGGGAUGAACUGUAACACUGACUGAGCCCCAGGCCUCCUCACCUGACAUCAGUGCCAGGGCUGAAUAAUCACAAAUCCCCACAGCCAUGUCCCAAGGUGUAGUGGAAAGCCUUCCCAGAAGAGUAGAGGUUAUUAUAGGAGUAAUGAGGGAUCAACUUCAUAUUAAUGCCCCUGAUUUUGGACAUAUGUUCAUUUGUUUGUGGUGGUCAGGUGUCCACAUCCUUUUAGCCAGGUAGUGUAUAGGAUAAUGUUUGUUUUUUUUAUUCUCUUAUCAUGCUAGGACUUUCCUGCUUGGUCUAUAGCUGAACACACUAGCCCAGCUAGACACUUGUUUUGUGUAUAGUUUGCUUGUCACUUCACUUCCCCUGUACAGAAUAUUCUUUUCCAUGCCACCAAUCGAACUGGUGUUGAUGGGAACCAACCUUACAGACAAAACUAGGAUAGUUAUCCACUCAUACAUAAUGCCCUCAAACGGCCAACAGUCAGCUUGGUGUAUCAGGGUCCUUAAUAGAAACAGUCACAUCUGGUUGCACAGAAGCCCGAGAAGGCCACAUGUUUGCCCAAGACUAACCCCACACCAAUCUAAAGCACAUGUAGCUGUCUGAGCUUGAGCUUUUUAGAAUUUUGCUGUGGAAUACUGGCUAAACACACAAACUCCACUACAAACACUACACUCUAGCCCUUACAUUGAGUGUUAGUGUGUGGCAGGUAAAAGGUCACCAUGGACAGGCUUAAGCAGUUACACGCUGCAGGAUCCCCACAGCUUUAAACAGAUUCCAGACGGGAUCGCCUUCUCAACAGACAGCGAGGAACCAAAUGUGAAAACGGUGUAAGAAAUGUGUCUCAAAGUGAAUGCGUGUUUGUUUGUGUGUGUGUGUGUGUGUGUGUGUGUGUGUCUUGGAGAUGAUUGUACAAAAUAGUAAAUGCAAUUCACAAAAUGCCCCAAUCUGAAAUGUUAAUGAACUGUUUGUGUUUUAUUUGAGACCGGACUGCGUUGCGGUGAAGUUUUGGUUGGGUAUUUUUUAGAAA
Molecule: messenger RNA, 4719 nt
Organism: Tachysurus fulvidraco (yellow catfish)
Lineage: Eukaryota; Metazoa; Chordata; Actinopteri; Siluriformes; Bagridae
Gene: tnfsf10l
Product: TNF superfamily member 10, like
Exons: 5
Coding region: 208-1140 (310 amino acids)
Biological process (GO): immune response
Cellular component (GO): membrane
Molecular function (GO): tumor necrosis factor receptor binding
Source: RefSeq, a predicted model, not a curated record